AAUUAGUUCCACCCCGCCUCCCUGUUUGUCUUGCUUUAAUCUGAAAACCACAGCGAGCAGCAGUGACCAAAGAAAUACCUCUGCGCCACGCGUCACCCGACAUUCAAAAUCCCUCGUCAACACAACAGGAGCUGCAUUCUGUUUCGACAUUCAGUCCAAGAAAUCUGCUAGCCCCGGAUUUUCGACAAACUUCUGCUACCUCGUUCUCCUCUCAGAUGUCCGGACACGAGGAUUUAGGUCCCUACUCUGAGAGCUCCCGUUCAACAGGGACAGUACGGCACAUUAGCCAACAAGACAGGACGCCGGCAGAACCACAGACGCCUCUCGCAAGUGGAGACGCAAGCAGAGAUGUUCCAAGUUCCCUCGAAUCUUUUAGCAGCGCGGCUGAACAUAUCCGGACGCACUCUCCGGAGAAUAUCGCAAGCACGGAAUCCAGGUUAUCCAGGACAUCGUCUGCAGCUUCUUCCUUGAGAGGGAGGAUAUCUUCUCCGGAUAGGAAGCCUCGGAGACCCUCCACUACUCGCCGGACUUCCACGGUGGGACAUCCUCAUAAAGGACAAGAGUUCAGCGUCGACGACGAAACGGAUGAAGUAGAGGAGGAUUUGGGACAACGACAUAGGAGCGCUACCGGGAGUACUGGGUUUUCAGCUAUGAGGCGACAUUCGCAGCUAUUGAGACGGAGAACAACUCCACAGACAGCUCUUUCGGACGUCGACAGCAUGGGUGGUGAGCCUGUUUCUCAACAGGGUGACCCGCCAAGCGAGGAGCAGGAGACGGAAGGGGAGGAAGAUGGUGAAGAACGUACCGUGAGGGGGGGAACCUACGAAGCGAGUGAUGCUGGCAGCGUGGAAUCAUUUACUCUGAAAGAUCGUCAAGAAGCAAUCAACGUUACCCAUCCCUUCGGUAUCAGGAUAUGGAAGCCCGCAUUGUACAAGAAAAAUCGUUCAGUGCAAAGGACAGCAGAAGGGGACAUCCAUUCAGCGCCCGGUGGAAGAGUCGGGAAUGCUUUGUUCCUAGUAAACAUCCUAUGGGUUUUGCUCUUCGGAUGGUGGCUUGCGCUGGCUUCUCUGGUCGCUGCGAUGACUUGCUACUUGUUCUUUUUCACCUAUAGCGCCAGGGAAUAUGGAAGGGUUCUUCUUGGCCUCGCUGGAUAUCUAUGGUAUCCGUUUGGUCGUUUUGUAGAGCUUAAGCAAGAAGAAGCAUAUGCGGAAGAGGACGAGGGUGAAGGUAGAAGCAUUAGUGAAUAUGAACAAUGGCAGGCCGGUGAUAUUGAGGAGGGUCAAACAUUCUUUGGGCCGCAUACUCCCAGAACCCUUGUGGGCCGCAGACGAGAGAGUCUUGAUUCCGUGAGCGAGAGCGAUUCGGUUCUUGGGACUGGCGAACGAACAGGGCUAUUGAGCGGUUUCCAGUCACAAAGGAAGAAACGGAGAUUAUUUGGCCGUGGCCAAUGGAACGUUGGAAGGGUGCUUUUUUUCGUCUGGUUUUACUUCAUUAUCGCUCCACUGCUGUUGUUUGUCUCUUGCCUUUGUUGGUUGCUUGUCUUCACGAUUCCUAUGGCUAAGGUUACCGCCCUUUUAUGCGACCAUCUUCGUCGGCAUCCGUUAGCGCUAUCGUUUCAUUCGGAUCAUACCUACAGCAGGAGACCCGGAACACCUUCUACCUCGAUCCUGCUCUGCACCUAUCGUGCCGUGGGCUGGAAGUACUACAAAUAUACCAUCGAUGGAACGAAUAUCUUUUUCAUCAACUUGAUGAUGGUGGUGUUCUUCGUCAUAGCCGAUCACUAUGCUCUGGGUAAGGCUUUGGGUCGGGAUACUCUGUUAACGACCCCGGCGAUGGUCUUCACUUUGAGUUUAUGCUCUGUGAUCCCUCUGGCGUACUUCAUUGGACAGGCCGUGGCUUCGAUUUCCGCGCAAUCAAGUAUGGGAAUGGGUGCUACGAUUAACGCCUUCUUCUCCACUAUCGUUGAAGUAUACCUUUAUUGUGUUGCCCUGAAAGAAGGGAAGGGGAGGUUGGUUGAGGGAAGCGUCGUCGGGAGUAUCCUUGCCGGCGUUGUCUUUAUGCCCGGGCUUAGCAUGUGUUCGGGUGCUAUCAAACGAAAGACUCAGCGAUUUAAUGCGAAGUCUGCUGGUGUUACUUCUACUAUGCUUCUUUUUGCUGUAAUCGGAGUGUUCGCACCAACCCUAUUUUACCAGAUUUAUGGGACUUACGAAUUAGCUUGUCGGGCGUGCCGUCCUGAGAAAGAUCCUCACCAUGCGGAUUGUCGUCGCAAUGAGUUUUAUAGGGAUGCGGUGCAGCCAUACACCUACAUAGCCGCAGUUUUCCUGUUUAUAUCCUAUGUGAUUGGACUGUGGUUCACCUUGAGGACUCAUGCCGCUGUUAUUUGGCAUUCGGUUCCUCCAGUCCAGCCCCCCGCACAACCCACCCAUCCUCCCGUUGUAGAGCCUGUUCGUGGGCCCUCAUCACGAGGUCACGAUGGUAUUGGCAAUCAACAGGGCUAUGGGACAACGGCUGGAGCAUCAACAUCUGGCUCACUUCGUGAUAAUGUAAUGUUUAAGCGGAUCUUGGGACAAUCCUUGGAUAACUUUGGGCUGAGAGUAGAUGGCGCUGGAAGUUCUGCUAACUCGCAAAGUCGAGGGUCAACACUACAUGUGGUUCCACCGCGUUCGGCAGAUGAUUUAUUGACACCUUCCACUACUGCUGGCUCGCGGGAUACACCUACAUCUCACAGAUUAUUCGCGGAGGAGAACGCUGAGUUCGUCCGCAGCAUGGCAGAAAUAGCUGCCGUGACAACCACCGCUGCUUAUCAAGACUUCCAACGUCAUGGUAUGGGGAGAAAGAGUUCUACUACACCUGCCAGGCCGGCAUUGCAUUCCAUGCCUAUAGUUGAAGAAGACAUUGUGGCUGUUCCGGAUGCUGGACAUGGGGGUCAUGACGCACCGAAUUGGAGUCGGGCUAAAAGUUCCAUAAUUCUGCUUGGAGCAACAGUGCUAUACGCUGUAAUUGCGGAGAUUCUGGUUGAUACAGUGGAUGUGGUACUGGAGAAUCUCGAUAUUGACGAGAAAUUCCUUGGAAUGACAUUGUUUGCUCUUGUGCCGAACACCACUGAGUUUUUGAAUGCGAUCUCAUUUGCAAUGAAUGGUAAUAUUGCCCUUAGUAUGGAAAUUGGUUCCGCCUAUGCCCUUCAAGUAUGCUUGCUCCAGAUCCCUGCUCUAGUAUUCUUUAGCGCCUUCUUCGCCAUGGAAGCUGCGCCAAUGGAUCUUGUGAAAAAUACCUUUACAUUGAUAUUCCCCCAAUGGGACGUGGUUACUGUUAUUCUUUGCGUGUUCUUGCUGUCGUACAUGUAUGGCGAGGGAAAGAGUAAUUACUUUAAGGGGUCCAUCUUGCUCCUAAGCUACCUUACAGUCAUGAUGGGCUUUUACUUCAGUUCUUUUGCGAAGAACGUUCAGACUGGAAAAAUAAUCGUGGGGGCCGGAUCCAAAGGUUAUGGAUCCAGUAAUAUCCCUUCAGACUUGCUCUAACCCAUUCGCCCCCGUACCCCAGCACUUCUUCCGCACACUCAUUUUAGCCAUACAAAAAAACAAAAAACUUCCAGGGUGUAAUGUAAUAUUCAUUAAUUGGUUGGCCUUUUCCCAUCUUCCUUACCCGCCCCCUACCUAAAUCUUGCUUUUAAAUCUUCACACGAUGUUUCCCUUCCCCUCUUCGCAACUGAUAGGCAUACCCCUGGCCGUUUAUGGCAACGGUGUUAGCGUUUCAUAUGUUCUCUCAUUUUCUGUAUUCUAGUUGUUUCCGCGCUUGGUGCUAGAUAAUCAUGUGCUGGUCUAGGGUGCCUCAUUUUGCACUCAGCUACUGGUGUUAGAGGUGGUGGUUGUG
This is a messenger RNA of Tuber melanosporum (Perigord truffle), 3870 nucleotides long. RefSeq lists its product as uncharacterized. The record is from RefSeq and is a predicted model, not a curated record. NCBI's taxonomy places the organism in Eukaryota, Fungi, Ascomycota, Pezizomycetes, Pezizales, Tuberaceae. Gene Ontology annotation, molecular function: calcium:proton antiporter activity. Bases 216 to 3518 code for a protein of 1100 amino acids. Gene Ontology annotation, cellular component: endomembrane system; membrane. Gene Ontology annotation, biological process: calcium ion transmembrane transport; intracellular calcium ion homeostasis. The transcript has 9 exons.